UACAAUUACAAACCGUUCAAAAGAUAUAAUAUACCCACUAUGAGCGACCUUAGCGAACACGAUGAGUCUUCAAGCUCAAAAUCAAGUUCAGAAUCAAUCAGCAGUGAUUCUGGUGAAGAUAAUAUCACUGUAAGAGGAGUGCAACCUUAUCAAGACGAACCUCUUGCUAACUCGAGCGACGAAGAGGAAGAUGAGCUUGACGAAGAUGGUCUGUCUUCAACUGUUCUUUGUUCAAGAUUCGAACGUCAAGUUUCCUUUGAUCAAUGGUGUAAGUGUGGGCAAUGCUGUACCGAGCAACUGCAGAAUCCAAGAGAGUGUAGGUGUUGUCAUGAGGUUGCAGAAGCUGUACACAAGUUAAUAUUUGAUGGAUCGAUUGAGAAAUUUAAAUGUGUCACGCAACACGAAGAUUUUACAGCCAUGACAAAUCGAACAGUACUUGAAAAUGUUGGGCCUAUGUUAAAGGACAGAAAUGGCAGAAGUUACCGUCGCCAUGCUGGACAGUCUGAGAACGAUUUAUUACGAGCUAUCGCAUACAGAUGGUUAAUCCGUUGGAUUUGUGGCAGUAUGGGUUGGGAUAACACAAGACCAUUGCCAGCUUGUGUUUAUAAAAACAUCAGAAAUCGUUUUCCCAUCAACCAUCAUCAAGGAAGAGGUUACCAGUCAGCAGAAGCAAGGAGUUGAAAUGAUGGACCAAUUGAUAGAUUGUU
This is a messenger RNA of Dendronephthya gigantea, 707 nucleotides long. RefSeq lists its product as uncharacterized. The record is from RefSeq and is a predicted model, not a curated record. NCBI's taxonomy places the organism in Eukaryota, Metazoa, Cnidaria, Anthozoa, Malacalcyonacea, Nephtheidae. The transcript is spliced from 3 exons. Bases 40 to 681 code for a protein of 213 amino acids.